This is a messenger RNA of Oikopleura dioica, 1095 nucleotides long. Lineage: Eukaryota; Metazoa; Chordata; Appendicularia; Copelata; Oikopleuridae. The record is from the annotation of a GenBank genome assembly.
AUGAAAACGAAGUUCUGUCUCUGUACUCACCAUAUUGCAGGUUCCUUCGAAUCCGCCGGUGUCGACCCUGAUUUCUAUUACAUUGAGUCUUCCGACAUCUCCUGGCCGAUUCAAAAAUGGUUGAAGACUCCAGAAGCAAUCCGCAAAAUCUGCACCGAUCGAGACUCGAAAGACCCUAUUCAAUCUCGAUCUAAAACGAAGAAGGUUGCGAAAAGCAAGGACGAAAAUGAUAAUGAACAACGAGUUCCGGAGAUUCAGAAGCCAGAUGACGAACCAGUUCCCGAGCCGGAAAAGGAGCGAGAAAUCGAUGCCAAAGAAGAAUAUCAAGAACUCCGAGUUGACGUUGUUCCUGCUCAAGAAGCUCAACAAGAAUCAGUUGCCGAACCAAAGCAAGAAGAUGAGCCGCCAGCUGAGCCCGAGCCCGAACCUCAAGUUGAAGAAGUCAAGACUGAAGAGCCAGGACCUGAAGAAAUAUCCGAACCAGUUGAAGAGGCAAUUACUGAGGCAGAAGCUCAACCUAUUGAAGACGAAAACUCUGAAGCAGUCAAGGAACCAGAGCCUGAACCAGUCGUCGAACAACAACCUGAGCAAGCUCAGGACGUUACUGAAGAACAAGCCGUUCCCGAACCAGUUGCCGAGCAGCAAGAAGUCCCAGCUGAGGAAGUUCUUCCAGAACAACCCGAAAGAGAAGUUGUUGAGGUAGAGCAAAAACCAGAACAAGAAGGAGUGAACCAAAAAGUUGAGGAAACUGCCGAACCAAUCGAAGCCGCUGUUGAACCUGAACAGACGGAAGAACAAGCUCCUGAAGCAGCUUCAGAGCCAAUUGCCGAGCAAACUCCAGAGCCUUCUGAGGAAGCGGCUGAGGAACCAAAAGAACCAGAUUCAGAGCCAGCUUCUAAACCAACUCCUGAACAAACCCAAGAGCCAUCUCCUGAGCCAAUUGAUGAUCCCUCUCCUGAACCAGCUCCAGAACCAGCUCCUCAACCAACCCCUGAACCCGUUCAAGAAAAAGCCCCACCCGCAGCAAAACCAAAGGAAGAACCCAAACAGGCGCCAAAGAAAAAGAACAACAAGAAGAAAAAGAAGAAGAAAUAA